AUGGCGAACUCCAAGUUUGAGUACGUCAAGCAGUUCGAGCAACCUGACUCGCUUCUUCCAAACACCUGGAUAGUAGUAAGGCUCGAUGGUCGUGGCUUUACAAAAUUCUCCACCAAAUAUGCCUUUGAAAAGCCCAACGAUAAACGAGCCCUGGACCUCAUGAACGCCGCCGCGCGCUCCGUCAUGUCCGAGCUCCCCGACAUCACCAUCGCCUACGGCGUGUCGGACGAGUACAGUUUCGUCUUUCACAAAUCCUGCACUUUAUUCGAGCGACGCGCCAGCAAACUAGUCUCUACCAUCGUCUCGACCUUCACAGCCUACUACAUCCACCACUGGCCCACCUAUUUUGUCGAUGGGCCCCCCUUAUCCCCACCCCUCCCUUCCUUCGACGGCCGCGCCGUCUGCUACCCGUCCGUCCAGAACCUGCGUGACUACAUGAGCUGGCGCCAGGUCGACUGCCACAUCAACAACCUGUACAACACCACGUUCUGGGCCCUCAUUAACCAGGGAGGCAUGGACGGGACGGCAGCCGAGUUGAUGCUCAAGGGGACGUUCUCGGCAGACAAGAACGAGAUUUUGUUCAAGAAGUUUGGGAUUAACUAUAAUAACGAGCCGGAGAUGUUUAAGAAGGGAAGUGUGAUUUUUAGGAAUUACGAGCUGGUGGAGCCAGGGACGAAAAGAGUUGGUGAGGAAGCAGAGGAGAUGAGCAGCGCCGUACCGGAGGUCAAGUCGAAGAGUCAGGUGGAAAAAGACAAAAAGGCGAGGACAAAGGCCAAGAUUGUGGUGGAACAUUUGGAUAUCAUCAGGGAUGAGUUUUGGGAGAGGAGGCCGUGGUUGUUGAGCGGGAAGCCGGGGAAGGUUCCCAAGGAGCCUUGAUGGAGUGAGUGGAUGAAGAAUGGAAGGAUGAGAUAUGAUUAUGAUACCUCUGGAUACAACCAUAGAGCUCGACGAUUUUUAGUAGUUCAAA
Messenger RNA from Neurospora tetrasperma FGSC 2508, 967 nucleotides. RefSeq lists its product as uncharacterized. The record is from RefSeq and is a predicted model, not a curated record. The coding region runs from base 1 to 876 and encodes 291 amino acids. Gene Ontology annotation, molecular function: magnesium ion binding; tRNA guanylyltransferase activity. Gene Ontology annotation, biological process: tRNA modification. The transcript has 2 exons. NCBI's taxonomy places the organism in Eukaryota, Fungi, Ascomycota, Sordariomycetes, Sordariales, Sordariaceae.